AUGAAUGGAGAAUUAGAUAACACAGCAUUACUGGAGAGUAGGAUGUUCAAUUCCAAUAGAGCAUUAGGGGAAGGAGAUUUGAGAAAAUUACUGAAGAUUUAUCGCACAGAGAUUUCGAUGGCAGUGGAUGAUGUCUUCCCAUUACUUCAUGGACUUGCUGAUCAUGAUAUUGUCACUGAAGAGAUGUUCAAGGACACUCUCCACCUGAAGGAAACUGAAGGUUGCCACAGGGCUUUUUAUACCAUGUUGACAUGGUUGCUAAAUCAGGAUUUAUCUUCCAUAGAAGAUUUCUGGAGAGUCCUUUUCAAAGAGUACAACUUGGAGAGGUAUUCCAAGCUUCAGUCCAUUUGGAGCAGCUUUCCUAAAGAUAUGGAUUUCGGCAAGCAUCGCAAAACAAAGAAAGUUGCCAUUAGUCCAAAGACUGUGGCUCAGCACAAAUCCCAAGGAAAGAGAAAGAUAGAAGAAAAAGACCCUUUGCAAUUAACUCAGCCUUCAGGGAAAAUUGAUCCGCACCUUGGGUCUCUUCCUAAAACAAAAACUGUGAAGAAAUCAGAAAAUGCUGAGGUCCAACAAUACCCUCUUCCAAGUGGCAAUGCUAAGAAAUUUGUUAAAGUUGGGGAUGAAUGUUAUACAUCAAGCAUGUCAGAAGAACUCGGAGAAAACAAAGUUUAUGAAAAGAAGCCCAGCAUGAAUAACAAAGAACUCCAGGUUUCUGAAUAUGUAUACUCACAUACUAUUAUCAAUUCUUAUUCUCUUUGGAUCUUUAGUAGUGAAGAGCAAUCUAUGUUGGGCUAGUUUCUCUGUUUAGAGUCAAGGUUAUGGUGACCAUAGAGUCUUCAUCGUGGAGAUAAAUAGGAAAUCCAAGAGCUUCUAUUAGUCUUAUUUAUAUAGCACCAAUAGAAAAGUACUUUUCAACAAGUAUUGCAUGCAUCUGCCAAUCUAUAUUAAGAAGCAAAACUAGCAACUGAAAGUGAGUAUGUGAACAUGACUAUUCAAAAUGAACAAUAGCAAGAAAAACAUUUUCAUACUGGUUCCACAUGCAAGAAACAGAUACUUCAGAAGUGGGUUGCUCCCGGUUUGGCCAAACCGAAUUCAG
Messenger RNA from Thamnophis sirtalis, 1096 nucleotides. NCBI's taxonomy places the organism in Eukaryota, Metazoa, Chordata, Lepidosauria, Squamata, Natricidae. The record is from RefSeq and is a predicted model, not a curated record.